GAUUCAAGGUACUGUUACUCAAAAACAUGGCCCAUUUGGGUGAAUUUCUUGGUGAUGAAAAAUGUUAUUAUAUGAUACCUUUUCUCAAGCAUGCCAGAGCAGUAUCACAUAUUUUACCAAAGAUAGAGCACAUGCAUGGAUAAUAAGCCUAAUUGUUUUCUAAGCUUGAACCUUUAGAAACAAUAUGCUCAAGGAAACAAUAAAUGAUGCUACUGUAAGUAACUUAGAUUUUACCAUUGCAUGCUCAUGUACCAGUACUUAAAACAAAGACAACUAAAUAUUUACCUGGCAUGUCACCUCAACAAAAGUGCAUAUAUUUUAUACAAAUGAACUGCUCUUCAUUAGAUACAAGAGGAACGGGAUAGAAGGCACAGAGAAGCAGACAUGUUGGAGGCUCACAUUAUGCAAGCUCAAGCUGCAGCUAUGGCUGCUGAUGAGAGAGAACUACAGAGAAUUUCAGAAGGGUAUGAAAAUUACCAAUCAUUGGGGUUACCACCAGCAAAAUCGCAGCUCAGAAACUGUCUCGACACUCAGUUACUGCGACGCUACAAUCUCAUUGUUCCAGAAGAUUUCUCUUCAGAAGAGGUUUCUCCAUCUAAAGCUCCACAAGCUGAUGAAAUACCAAGCUAUGCCAGGCCAACCACAUCAUCUCAGCAGCGAUACAGGAAAACGCCUCCAUUGACAGAGUACUUGGAUGAUACUGCUCUGUCAACAUCAACAUGGCCGUGGGAAUCACUUCCGCCUACUCAGGGAAAAGAUAAGAGAGAUUUGAAUACAAUGCCACUCCCUAAUGCAAAAAGCAGGCACUCCAAGUCUUCAGUCUGGAAAGAAUCUAUGAAACCAGAUAAGCGACAAGCAGAGCGGGAAGAUCUUCAAAGGUUACAGAGCAAGGCAGAGUACAAAAGAAACCCACGCUUUGUGCCCCCAUGCAAAGGAGGCCUCACAAAAGCAGCCAAGGAGAAAAAGAAAAAGAAAACAGAAGUUGACAAAGAAAGACCUAAAUCUGCUGAUCCAGUUGAAGUAUUUAUUGCCUCUCCAUCCCCUGUGGUAUUUACAGACUAUGAAGUUGGUCAAGUUUAUGAGCUUCUUUUAGACCUGAAAAAUGUGUCAUCAUCAAGUCGCCAACUGAGGAUUACUCCACCAGCGACAAAAUACUUCUCUGUUGGAUUAGGGAGAUUCCCUGGUGAACAUGGUGUGGUCGCGCCAGGUCUCAGCUGUCAGUAUCCAAUCAAAUUUGCUCCUGAUUCCCUUGCAGACUAUGAUGAUAUAAUUAAGGUGAAAACCCAGGUGGACCCUCCAAUGAUAAUCUCCCUUCAGGGCAGACGGCCACCCCCUGUGCUGAAUUUGUCUCCAGUACUUGACUGUGGUCAUACUUUGGUGGGAGGAAAGAAAGUUGUUCAGCUUGUUUGUGAAAACAAAGGAGGCGAUGGAAAGUUUUGCAUUAUGAGGAAAUCUUCUUGGCCCACGACAAGUUUUGAGGGGACCCUUGAAGAUCCCGGAUCAGUUUUUGCUGAACCAUUUGAACUAAAACCAGCCAUGUUCAAGCUGGGCGCUGGAGAAGUGACCACUCUGGAGAUCACAUUCUGUCCUACUUCUGCCAAGUACUUCAAAGAGGAGGUUGUGUUUGUUUGUGACAACUGUCAUGUCAAGGAGUUCUCUAUUGAAGGCUCAGGUCAGUUGGCCGGAGUGGAGCUUGACUCCGUCUCAGGAGGACUCAAUGAAGCAGAAAUUGGAGAAAUAACAGAUAUAUCUGCACAGCAUUUUAUAAGAUUCAAAGAACAGAACCCAGAAACAACAACAGAGAAGACACUAGUUAUCAAAAACACAACGAAUGUCCCCCUACCUUUCCGUUGGAAACUCUUCAAACCAUUCUUUAGGUGUCCUGUGGUUCCUGGUAUGCCUGUGCAAUCGCCGAUUACAUCAUCGCACACGCCACGGAGUCUGGAUGAUAACGGAGUGUUUCGGGUCACGCCAAAUAUGGGUACUUUGCCGCCUCAGCAGUCGGUGGAUUUCAUAUUGGAAUUUGAACCAAGAGAGGUUGGCAGUUUUCACGCUGUGGGUCAUAUGAUUCUGGAGGAGAUUCCAAUUUAUGAUGACGAGGGUUCUACCACACAUGAUGUAAAAGACGUGACAGCAGUGCAAAUAGAAAUGAAAGCUGUUAGCAAACCUCUUGAUGUGAGUGUCUCUCCUCCAGCGAUUGUUUGUCCUGGGACAUUAACAAUAGGUGUUUCGUACAGAUUUCCCUUUAAGAUGUUUAACAAUAGCGUCUCAGAAGCAAGGGUUUCCUGGCGAAAGGUAGAAGGAACAUCGUGGAGAGCGUCAGUCGAACCGAAAUUGUCUGUGAUAGGCGCUGGACAAGGAGCCAACCUGGAGUUAGUUCUUGUGGCUGAUGAACCAAUUCACAUAGAGAAGACGAUACUUUGUGACUUGAAGCACUCGUCAGCUCCUGUCUAUGUUUAUGUAAAUGCCAGUUUUAAAGGACCAGAGGUUAUUUUCACCUGUCCGGACCUGAAUUUCAAUCUCGUUCGCUUCAGAGAACUUAACGGCUAUGAACACAUAACUAUAAGGAACAUUUCAAAUAUUUCGGCAGAGUGGAGCUUAAGGGAAUCACCAGAGUGUGUUCAGCAGACACAUGACGAGGUGGCUGUUUCUCAGUUUUCCUUCACUCCCUCGUCCGGAGUCCUGGGUCCACAAGAAAGCAAGGAAGUAGCUGUGCUGUAUACACCGGCCAACACAGGCAGAGUGAGGACUGUGUUCCAGUGUGAUGUCAAGAAUGGAAAAGCAAGCUAUUUAUCAGUGUUUGCUGAGGUGCAGAGACCUCAAGUGUGUUUGUUGUCGUGCGACAUGUACAUCGAGAAGGUUUAUUUUGGUGUCCCUGUCAGCAGAGAAGUUGUGCUACAUAAUCAAUCCAUGCUGAGAGCACAGUUUGAGUGGAAAGAGAUACUCCAAGGAGACUAUACUCUCACGUUCGAACCAAACCGAGGAACCCUAGAACCCAGAGAAGAGCGUUCAAUCAAACUGACGUUUACUGGAUAUAAGAAGGGUCCUAUAAGCGAUCUAAUGACGUGUUGCGAAGUAGUGAGGAUGCUAGAUCCUGUGUGGCUGUCAAUUGCAGCCGAUGUACAGGGGCUUGGUGUCACUUUUGAGACUCCAAAGCUCUUUGACCUUGAUAGACCUGACGAGAUUAAGGAAGCUUCUCUCGAUGACCGAGAGCUGCUGUUAGACUUUGAAACUGUAGCACUCGCCAGCUGUCCUCGUACAACCCUUGUUAUUACCAACACUUCAGCUAUACGAGCACGCUUCAGUUUAGAGAUGGAUCACUUCAAAGCAGCCAAACCGCCGACGCCACCAGAUGGUGCACCUCAAAGCAAAAGGACACGACUGUUGGGAAGAACACCGAAUAUUGCUGAUCCAAUCAGUAGAACUGCUGUGAAAGCACACGAAGAUUACUGUCAAGCUAUCUUGCGUGACAAAAGAGGAGCAGCGUUUGUGGCAAGUCCAGCGUCAGGUGAACUGUCACCAUUCGGAUACCAAGUGAUUGAAAUCACAGGACACAGCGACAUGUGGGGGAAAUACAGAGACUUGCUGAUUUGUAAGAUUGAAGGUAUUGAUCCAGUGUACGUUCCUGUGAAAAUGGAUGUCGUGGGAUGUCCUCUUAAUUUUCAAAUGAUGAAAGAUCAGACGCCAAUCUUGCGAUUUGGCACGCACGUUUCUGGAGCUCCAUUAGUUCAGAGAUCACUCAGAAUCAACAAUACCAGUCCAUAUGACAUUCGCUUGGACUGGGAAUCAUACAACAUUCUUCCACAGGACAACCAACUCCUGGAUAUGUUAGUUUUUGUUGGUCAGCCUUUCCCUGUGAUACAGGACGGCCAGGAAGUAGUACCAGCUGUCCAGGAAAAGGACUGUUAUCUCUGCGAGGAGAAACCUUUUAUACAAGUAAAACUGAGAGAACACGAGGGCGCACGCGCAAACCGACCGUUUGAGGUCACGCCCAGUCAGCAGAUUAUUCCGGCCAAGAGCCAUUCUUCAGCCAAAAUGUCAUUCCAUCCUUUCACGGAUAGCCCGUCUGGAGAAGUUUGCUCGGCAUAUGCAGCAGCUUACAUGAGUUUAGAUCAGCAGCUUCUUGAGGUUCCAGGUCGGGUGAGUCGAUCACAUGGAGUAGAGCUACGUCCCUUCCGUUUGGACAUGACAGCAAACAUUGAUCCUGCAUUCCUUUCUCUGGAAACUGAAGAAGAAGAGGGAACUGAGUUUAUUACGGCAGCAUCUGAUUUGCUGAACGGUGACACACCCCUGGUGCAUCGGUUUGUUUUAGGAAACACCACAGAAACCCCGCUGACCAUGCGCUUCGAUGUGCAGGCUCCAUUUAAGAUUCUUUCAACCGAGCCCCCUCCAUCAGCCAAAUCAGCAAAGUCUCAGUCUGCAGGAAGUAUCACCAUUAAACCCGCUAAAACGUUAGAGUUAAAAGUUGGCUUUUUCUUGUCGGACGAGCUUGUUCUCAAAGUGAACGAUCUCAACACAGAACAACAACAAACUGAGGGUACAAUGCUCAUUACCUCAGAUGAUGGCGACAGGCCACUUGUCUUCAAACAAGACUUGAAAGUUCUGUUUUCCAACAAUACCUCACAGGUGAUUCCUCUUUUGGCCUCGAUAGCUGUUCCCACUCUCCGUCUGUCUCAGGAUGUCAUGGACUUUGGCACGUGCCUUGUGGGCCAAUCAGUCGAAAUGCACGUGACCCUGCGCAAUCCCUCUCGCUCUGCUUCUGCUUGGGUCGCCAAGAAAGAUCCACGUUACCCCACCGUUAGCCAAGAUGUUUUUGUUGUAAAUCCGACCGAAGGAUUUCUGGAGGCGAACACCAGCUUUAUAGCCCAGACUAAGUCUACACUUAAAGUGACCUUCACAGCUAAGCACAGUGUUGAAUACGAGUGCGUCGUGAUUGUCAGUGGUCAACUGCAGGAAGAAGAGCAGAGACUGGUGCUUAGAGGACGUGGAUCGUAUGACCAAAGACACGAGCGACUGGUGAAUGUUGCCACAGACACGUGACUGUAUUGUGUGCGUGGUUUAUCAACCUCGGAACGCACAAGUUUCGUGCACAAGUCACAUUUUUGGACCCUUCCAGAUAUUUUAGUUUUCUUUCAGGACUGAGGUGGCUUUGUGUUAAGGUUUAAGGUGUAUAUAGUGUUGUACUGUUUCCUGAAUAAAUAUCAUCAUGUUUGGAA
Molecule: messenger RNA, 5216 nt
Organism: Stylophora pistillata
Lineage: Eukaryota; Metazoa; Cnidaria; Anthozoa; Scleractinia; Pocilloporidae
Product: deleted in lung and esophageal cancer protein 1
Biological process (GO): negative regulation of cell population proliferation
Cellular component (GO): cytoplasm; cilium
Molecular function (GO): tubulin binding
Source: RefSeq, a predicted model, not a curated record